AAGAAGGAGGGGGAAGAAUACCCUUGAAGAAAAAAGUGAAUGAUGCUUCUUGUUUAGAAUAUAGACUCCUACGGCGGUUGUAUAAACCCACGUAGUGGCAUUCCAUCACAACACAAUACAUCGCAUCUUCCUUACAUACACACUGCAAUUAAACCCACACUCUCUCAACAUUCAAUCAAUUCCCAAUUAUUAGGGUUUUUUCUAAUUUAAAUGUUGAGGAAUUCCAUCACCAAUGGAACCCUCUCAGCAAUCCAAAUCAAUCGAUUCCUCCACCAACGACCCACAAUUGAUUCCUGAACUCUCAGAUCUCAAUCACGUGACCCAUCUCGAUGAUGAGCUUCAGAACAAGUUGGAUUUGAAAGAUGGGGAUGAAAUUCAUGAAAAAGUUUCAAACUUUGAAGUUGCUGCUGUAGAAUCUGAAAAGGGUCAGGAGUGUCAUAAUGAUGACGGGUGGAAUGGUGAUGAUGAUGGGUGGAAUGGGGAUGAUGAGGUGAAUGACUGGGUUGAGAAUGUGAAUGUGAAUGAGAAUGUUGUUGUUAGUGGAGAAGUUGAUCAAGUGGAGAACAAGGAUGAAAGAAGCAAUGGUAAUGGUAGAGCUGAACUGUACCCUUUGAGGCCUGAAGCUGAAGACUGUUCCUUUUAUCUCAAAACUGGGACUUGCAAAUUUGGAUCCAAUUGCAAGUUUAAUCACCCUCUUAGGAGAAGAAGCUCGGCUUUUAAAGAGAGAGUAGGAGAUAGAGAUGAAUUGGAGAAAAGAGCAGGACAGACAGAAUGCAAGUAUUAUACAAGGUCUGGGGGUUGUAUGUUUGGAAAGGAUUGUAAAUUUGAUCAUUCCAGAGGAAAGUAUUCAGCCGUCCAAGUUUUAGAGUUUAACUUCCUCGGACUACCUAUUCGUUUGGGUGAGAAAGAGUGUCCCUAUUACAUGCAAACUGGCUCUUGUAAGUUUGGAGCAACCUGCAAGUUUAAUCAUCCCGAUCCUACAACUGUUGGCGGAUAUGAUUCCACUUCAGCAUAUGGUAAUGGAAGUUCUAUUUCAUUACACAAUGUAUCACAGUCAUCUUCUACCAGAAAAUUCAAUGAAACUGCAACAUUUGUGCCAAUCAUAAUUUCACCGACUCCGGGGGUUUCUCCUCGAAGCUCUGAAUGGAAUGGAUAUCAGGCACCUAUAUAUUUAUCAGAGAGGAGUACGCUUCCACCUUCACCAUAUGCCGUGAAGAACCCAGCUAUUGAAACAAAUGCUCAUAUGCACCGUCAUAAGCAGACGUCUGCUGAAGAGUUUCCUGAAAGACCUGGUGAACCCGAGUGUAGUUUCUUCUUAAAAACUGGGGACUGCAAAUUUAAGUUCCAUUGCAAAUUUCACCAUCCAAAGAAUCGGAUUACAAGAUCACCUCCUUGCAGCUUAAGUGACAAGGGUCUGCCUUUGAGACCUGGCCAGAAUACAUGCACGCAUUACAGCCGAUAUGGAAUUUGCAAAUUUGGACCAGCUUGUAAGUUUGACCACCCGAUAAACAUGCCGCCCCCAACUAUGCCUGGACUCUAUCAACAAUCCUCUUACACAAACUCUGCAAGUGUUGAGGAGGCAGGAAAUGGAGAUACUAGUGAUGCAACAAAUCAAUAGCAUGUUUAAAACACUUUUUAUCAAGGAUCUUCUGGCUUUGAGCAUGCAUACCAUCCAUAUUUUGUGAUUUCUUUUUACCAUGAUAGAUUUAUUUAAUGUCACUAGUUAUUAUGCCUAAUGCGGCUCAAGCUUUUUGCACAAUGGCAAUAGGACAUAUAUAUUCCAAAUAGAAGUUUUGUUAUCUUUUGUUUUUGGUUUAUUUUUCUAUCUCUUGGAUUAGUAUUUGUUAGAAUUUAGAAUAUUUCUCCAUGAUUGUCUUGGAAUUUUGAUUAGAUUUUCUGUUAUGAUAAUUGUAAUCAUCACAAUUGUGAUUGGUUUAUUCAUUCACUUUGUAA
Messenger RNA from Vicia villosa (hairy vetch), 1953 nucleotides. Its product is annotated as zinc finger CCCH domain-containing protein 67-like. The transcript has 6 exons. NCBI's taxonomy places the organism in Eukaryota, Viridiplantae, Streptophyta, Magnoliopsida, Fabales, Fabaceae. The record is from RefSeq and is a predicted model, not a curated record. Gene Ontology annotation, molecular function: metal ion binding; mRNA binding. Bases 233 to 1618 code for a protein of 461 amino acids.